This is a messenger RNA of Vicia villosa (hairy vetch), 885 nucleotides long. RefSeq names its product RING-H2 finger protein ATL2-like. The transcript has a single exon. The record is from RefSeq and is a predicted model, not a curated record. Bases 11 to 823 code for a protein of 270 amino acids. NCBI's taxonomy places the organism in Eukaryota, Viridiplantae, Streptophyta, Magnoliopsida, Fabales, Fabaceae.
CCCAUUUCAAAUGGAUUCAGGCAUGGAAGACGGUAAAGAAUCCGAAAACUACUACGCACACAGCGGCAAGAUAAUGGUAUCCACCGUCAUCAUUCUCUUCCUCAUUACCAUCACACUCCUCUCUCUCCACCUCCUUAUCCGAUGGUACCUUCUCCGUUAUCGCCACAGUCAACAACACCUUCGCCGUACCCACCACGCUCGACGCCAUUCCUUUGUUUUCUACUUUGAACACGAUGUUCCUGCCUCGCUGAGGCUCGAUGUGUCUCGCGGCCUCGAUCCAUCUGUCAUCUCGUCUCUCCCGGUGUUUAAAUAUUCGUCAGAGGCAGGGUCGGAUCAGGCGGUGGAUUGCGCGGUUUGUUUGUCGGAGUUUGAGGAAGGAGAAAUAGGUCGGAUUUUGCCGAAGUGUAAUCAUAGUUUUCAUGUUGAUUGUAUUGACAUGUGGUUUCAUACUCAUUCUACUUGUCCGCUUUGUAGAAAAUCGGUGGAGCUUCUUCCGGUUCAACAAGCGGUUGAUGUGUGUGAACCGGAACUGGUUUUGGGUUCGAGUUUUGGGGAAGAGUCCAACCGGUAUGAACCGGAGCUUACUUCUACUUCGUGUUCUAAUGAGAAGCAGUCUUCGUUAGUUGGCGUGACAGUUGAAGUUCCGGGAACGAGCGAGGGUGAGCCGUCGUCGUCGUCUUUUCGGUCGCCGAUGAGUCGUGUGUUGUCGUUCACGAGAAUUCUCAGCAGAGAGAGGAAAUCGAGCGUUUCUGCUACGUCGGACUGUAUAGUGGAGUUAGAUGCAGAACGAGUUGGAAGAGGAGACUCAUUGAGCCGGAUAUGACUAGAAGUGUUGUGACGUGGCACUGACGAGGGUGAUUCUUGCUGGCCUUUUUUUAAUCACAU